AUCCCACUAUUCCUAAAAACCACUCAACUUCUCUUCAUCUUCAAGUUCCCUAAAAGAAAAAAACUAACUCAAAUCCCAAUUCUCUCUCUUCCCCACAAUGGAAACUGCCAUUUCUCUCAGAUUUUUCAUCUCACUCACGGCGGUUCUCCUCCUUUUUCCAGCCGGAUUUUCAUCCCUUCCGGUAGCCGAUCGCCGGAUCUCCGCCGGCGCAAAGUACCAAAUUGAAUGCACAAUGUGCUCUGCUUGUGACAAUCCCUGCGGUCAGUAUCUCUCUCCGCCGCCUCCUCCUCCGCCCGUCAACUGCCCACCGCCGCCUUCUCCUCCCAGCUCCGGCACUUACUACUAUUACUCACCGCCGCCGCCAACACAACCCACCUACACUUACUCCUCCCCACCACCGCCGCGUGGAAUCAACGGCGGCGGAUACUACCAACCCCCGCCAUACAAUAAUUACCCAGCCCCUCCGCCGCCAAACCCGAUUGUCCCAUAUUUCCCAUUUUAUUACCACACUCCACCGCCGGGUUCCUCCGCCGCCGUCGGCUGUUUGACGAAUUCCUUGGCUUAUUCUGUUCUUACUGUUGCUCUAUUUUCCUUUUUACUUACUCUGUUUUAAAUGCAAAUAACAGCAGACAGAUACUUGCAAUAAUGGCGGAUUUUGCAGAUCUGGGAAAUUGAUGGAGCAAAAUGGGAGAGAGAAAUCGAAAAAGAAAAAAAAAAGGGUUUCGAUCUUCGAAGAAGACGAUGAAAAAUUCACUUCAGGAAUUUGCAUUUUGUUGGGGUAAAGAAAUUUUUUUCUCAUCCCGAAAUUUCCACUGAGUCUCUCUCUUUUUUGGACUCCAUUGUUAUUAGAUUGAUUUGUAAUCUGCUGAUUAUAUAUAAAUUGUAUGUGUUUUUACUUGUAUUCUUAAUUCAAUUCCUCAAAAAACAAAACCAAAAACAAAAUUGUAUGUAUCGAAUCUCUUGUUGUUCCUGUUUGCAUUUAAAUUAGUGUGAUAGAACUGAAUAACAGUGUUGGGGCAGAAUAAUCUUUUUUA
This is a messenger RNA of Benincasa hispida (wax gourd), 1034 nucleotides long. Its product is annotated as hydroxyproline-rich glycoprotein family protein. The record is from RefSeq and is a predicted model, not a curated record. Lineage: Eukaryota; Viridiplantae; Streptophyta; Magnoliopsida; Cucurbitales; Cucurbitaceae.